AUGAUGCGCCCACGGCCCGCGUCUUCCCUGCAGAAGACAUACGAUGAAUGUUAUCUCGCCUGCUCAACCGCAGUCUAUUUCGAGGGUCAGAACAACGAAGACGAGGCAUUGAGGUCCUGGAGAUCCGCCCUUGAAACCAUUUACCAUCACAAUGCCCGUCGAGUACCUUCGAACUAUACCCCCAAGUCUGAAACGGAGAGGGCCCUGCAGGAUUCUAUCCGUGCGCUUGAGGUUCAAUGCCGCGAGCGAGUCGAUCUUCUCGAAGCGCUGCGCGAAAGCCGGAAGGAGUCUGCCGAGGCCAACGGGAGUAAAGAGCCUGCCACCCUAGUCAAGGGCAAGUUCCCCGCCAUCUUACAACGCCGUUCCUCGUCCAAUAACCAGCCCGGCUGGAUCGGAGACGGUACCAUCCCCGCCGUCGGCUACACCGACCUCUCCAAGCCCGCCGCCAUACCAGGCCGCCAUUCCGCUCCAUCCAUGGCCAAACGCAACUCCCACUCCGAAUCACAGUCGUUGCAGGAUGAUGGUCCAGUGUUGGACGCACCGGCGCUACGUGUUAACUCGAAUUCGUCCGAAAAGACCAAGUCUCGAGGGUCCAGCCCAGAACGACGCAAGACGAUGCUGACGACGCUACGGAACACGGAUGGAAAGAAAAAUGGGAAGAAGUCCAAAGUCAGCGCCAAGAAGAAGGAGAAGGAGAUGCGGCCGGCCGCAUCCAAAGCAGCAGGACUGGCGUGGGGCAAUAUCUAUAGGACUCCGUCGAGCGAGAAGACCGUCAGCGAUGCGACGCUGGCUUCGUCGCGUCAGAUGGCAGCCAGCGACCCAAGCUUUCGCCGCGAAGCAGAACCGAGGACCAGCUCUGGAGAUGAACCUGUAUCAUUGGGGAGGAAACUUCCAGAUAUUCCACGAAGGGAUUCUGCGGCAGAUCGGAUUCCCUCGGCAAACUGGCGAGAGCCUCAUCUUCCAUCAUCACCGAGCAGACCGUCUCCCAGAAUCUCCGCUGAAAUGUCUCCGCGAAAACCUCAGCCUCCUUCUCAAAGCCGGCGGCCUCUUCCUCGUCCUCCUUCGGGUUCAAUUACUAUGCCGGAUCCGAGGGACUUUACACCCACGCCUACAUCUUCGCCUGCUCCCAAGCCAUCAAUAAAGCCUAAGCCUGUUGGCUUAAGGACAUCACUUCCACCUCCGCCCCGAAUCACACAUAUUACGAAAUCAGAAGGCAAUUCUCGACCAACGACGCCCCGGCAGGAUCGGGACGGCAAUGUUUCAAGUAGCAAGUCCCGAACAAAGUCAACGCCGGGAGUCGCUCCGACCAGUCAGUCAGCCUAUAUGUCACCGUCCUCAGGAAGUGACGAUGUUCAGCGUGGCGUUGAUCGGAUGUCCAUCUCAGCAGCGAAAAGCAGCAGUGCAGUGCGACGCAAGCCGCCUCCAGUAAAGCGGCGAGAGACGCCUCCCUCGAGUGACCAAGAAUCUUGGGAGCAGCGAUCGUCAGAAGAAGCAGAAGACGAAGACGAGGAUGCUGACAGCCACGAUAUCACUAAGAUUCUGAGCAAGCUGCCUAAGGGCGUGGAUCUACAGUCCGCACGGCAGAUCCUCAACGACAUUGUUGUACGUGGCGAUGAGGUGCACUGGGACGAUAUUGCAGGUCUAGAGGGAGCCAAGAAAGCACUCAAAGAAGCAGUGGUAUAUCCAUUCCUUCGGCCGGACCUAUUCUCAGGCCUCCGCGAACCUGCUCGUGGCAUGCUUCUCUUCGGUCCCCCAGGCACAGGCAAGACCAUGCUCGCCCGCGCCGUAGCCACGGAAUCCAAAUCAACAUUCUUCUCCAUCUCCUCAUCCAGCUUGACCUCCAAAUGGCACGGUGAGAGCGAAAAGCUCGUUCGCGCCCUCUUCGGUCUCGCCAAGGUUCUUGCCCCUUCCAUCAUCUUCGUCGACGAGAUUGACUCCUUGCUUUCUGCCCGAUCUUCCGGUUCCGAACACGAAGCGUCUCGACGAUCAAAGACUGAGUUCUUGAUUCAGUGGUCGGAUCUUCAGCGUGCUGCGGCAGGCCGCGAGCAGAGUGCCCGCGAUAAGAAAGAAGGCGAUGCGAGUCGUGUCCUGGUCCUGGCGGCAACCAACAUGCCUUGGGAUAUUGACGAGGCUGCACGGCGCCGAUUCGUGCGGAGACAAUACAUUCCCCUUCCAGAACACCAUGUUCGUGAGCAGCAGUUGCGCAAGCUAUUAAGUCACCAGCACCAUGAGCUGAGUGAUGAGGAUACCGAGGUCCUUGUCCAUGUCACGGAAGGCUUCUCUGGCUCCGACAUUACGGCCCUCGCCAAAGACGCCGCAAUGGGACCCCUCCGCAACCUCGGCGAAGCCCUCCUACACACUCCCAUGGAUCAAAUUCGCCCGAUCAGAUUUGAAGAUUUCGAGGCAAGCUUGUACUCUAUUAGACCUAGUGUCUCACCAGAUGGAUUACGCAAGUACGAGGAUUGGGCGCGGGAUUUUGGCGAACGUGGUGGAUAGAUGGUAUUAGCACCGUCUUAUUCCGCGAAUUACCCCUUCCCGACCUGUACUCUUUGAUGAAUGACCUUAGCCCUCCCACGCACGCGCAAUCUACAUGUUUUUGUUUAGUCGCGGGUGUUUUGGAAUCAUGUAAGAAAUGGAAUGAAAAGACGAUUACGACCUCUUGUCUCGCUUGUUUCAACUUGGAUUCAUCCGAUACUCGGCCGGUCCGAUUCUUGAUCCUGCUUCUGCUUGUCUUUGCCUUCUUUUCUGGUGUUGGGGAUAAUUGGCGUGUCUUGCUUUGGUGUCUGUGUUCGACUAGUUUCGGCGAGGUGUAUUGCAUGCAUGGUAUGCGUUGGAUGGGGUGGUUUGAUACGAGGAUUGGUUGUUGCUUAUUGGGGAAGUUCUUUUGAGCUUAGGGAUGGCGCCGCAUGUCUUGUGG
Molecule: messenger RNA, 2917 nt
Organism: Penicillium subrubescens
Lineage: Eukaryota; Fungi; Ascomycota; Eurotiomycetes; Eurotiales; Aspergillaceae
Exons: 3
Coding region: 1-2496 (831 amino acids)
Molecular function (GO): ATP binding; ATP hydrolysis activity
Source: RefSeq, a predicted model, not a curated record